Molecule: messenger RNA, 633 nt
Organism: Chlorella variabilis
Lineage: Eukaryota; Viridiplantae; Chlorophyta; Trebouxiophyceae; Chlorellales; Chlorellaceae
Exons: 4
Coding region: 1-633 (210 amino acids)
Molecular function (GO): nucleoside triphosphate diphosphatase activity
Source: RefSeq, a predicted model, not a curated record
AUGCUGCUGGAGCACCUGCCUGCCCUGGAAGGCAAGAGGAUAGUGCUGGCGAGUGCCUCGCCGCGGCGGCGGGAGCUGCUCCAGCAGAUGGGCAUGAAGUUUGAGGUGGUGGUGAGCAGCUUCGAGGAGACGCUGCCCAAGGAGCGGUACAGCGCCGCCGACUAUGCGCGCCACACCGCCUCUCACAAGGCGCUGGACGUGGCGCGGCAGCUGGCGGCGGCGGCAGCGGCGGGAGCGGCGCCGCCCCCGGCGCUCGUCAUCGGGGCUGAUACAGUGGUGGAGUAUGGGGAGCACAUCCUGGAGAAGCCGGCAGAUGCGGCGGACGCGGCCCGCGUGCUGCGCAUGCUGAGCGGCAAGCGGCACCACGUGCACACUGGCGUCGCGCUGCCGCGGCUGCACACCUUCUCGGUGACUACCAGCGUGGAGUUUGAGGAGCUGUCGGCGGAGGCCAUCCAGGCAUACAUCGCGUCCGGGGAACCCUUUGGCAAGGCAGGCAGCUACGGCAUACAGGGCCUGGCGGGCAGCUUUGUGCGGGGCAUCGAGGGCUGCUAUUUCAACGUCGUCGGCUUCCCGCUGCACCGCUUUGGCACGGAGCUGGCGACGCUCAUAGCCAGCGGCGCGCUGCGCUUGUAA